CAAUCGUCCCUCGGCUUGCGCUUGCUGUUGGUGCGGUUCGGUCGGUUCUCAGUGCGAUUGCAUGUUUUUGUGUCACGAAUUAUAAAAAAGUGCCGUGAAUUACUACUGAAUGUGUUCUUGAUAUAUUUAACAGUUACUUAUCAAUUUAAAUGUUAGAAGUGCGUAAAACGUUCGACAGUUCAUACAAAAAUAAAGUUUCUACGCAGUGAAUAAGCUGACCAUUUGAGCAGUGGAGUGACGGAAUACGAAGACACGUUUUUUGUCCGCUAAAAGUUGUGCAAUUUGCCGUCUCAAGAUCAGAAGUCAAUUUCGCACACGCACAAGCCAAAAGGAAGCAAACUUGAAAUUCAUCUUAAUUAAUUCUACAUUCAACUUGCGAGGCAUUUAUUCUUGGUGGAAGUGGUGCUCGCUCACGCCUCGAUAAUCGCAGGGCAGCCGUCAGCGAACCGAACCGGUCAGAGGACAUUUUUGUCCACGAUAAUAAGGAAGCAAAACCAGAAGUUUCAAUCAGCAAUGUGCAGCGAAGUCGGCAACAAUAAAGUGGACGAAACCCCGAGCUCGACCAAUCCGUCCGACUAUGGAUCCAAUCUGCGAAUCAUCGACUGCAGCGCCCAAAUCCGAGAGCUCCAGACAAUCAUCAGGGACAAAAACACCUCGCGCAGUGACUUCAAAUUCUACGCCGAUCGACUGAUACGGCUGGUCAUCGAGGAAAGCCUGAACCAACUGCCCUACUCGGAUUGCUCCGUGGUCACGCCAACCGGAGCCAUCUACGACGGACUCAAGUACCGAUCGGGAAACUGCGGCGUCUCGAUUAUACGCUCCGGGGAAGCAAUGGAACAGGGACUGCGAGACUGCUGCCGAUCGAUUCGGAUAGGGAAGAUUCUGGUGGAGUCGGACGCUGAGACACACGCGGCGCGUGUUGUGUACGCGAGGUUUCCAGACGACAUUGCCAAGCGACAAGUGCUGCUCAUGUACCCCAUCAUGGCCACGGGGAACACUGUGAUACAGGCAGUCAACGUACUGAAAGACCACGGCGUUCCCGAAACAGCCAUCAUCCUGUCCAAUCUGUUCUGCACACCGGUGGCCGCCUCGAUGGUCGUGACAGCCUUCCCCGACAUGAAAAUCCUGACCUCAGAGCUGCACGCCUCGGCACCGAACCAUUUCGGCCAAAAGUACUUCGGGACGGACUAGUCGCCCGCGCGGGAGGGAGAGAUUGACUAAUUUCACUGCGAAUACUAUGAUCGGGUGGGUGACAUUCAUACAGGCAUUGGCGGGGAUUUAUGCGAACCCGAACUGCUAUCUACCACUACUACUUGUGCUCUUAAUUUAUUUAUUAACAUUUUUUCGUAGUAUCGAUUGUGGUAACAAAUCAACUCUUUUUUUUUUUUCUUAUCUAACAUUAGUGGUACGAUCGAGUUUGUUAAAAAAGUGUUUAGCGAAUCAUCUCAGCUAGCAAGCAAGCACCAAGGCGUAUUGUUCCCUCUUGUCUAGGAAUAUGACUUAAUUUAGUUUGUAAGCUCAAAGCACGUUGUCAGAUUGCCAGAAUGUGGACAUUUUUUAGGACUCGUUAUUGUAAUAUAAGAAUAAAUGUAAGUAUAUUUGAAUGACUGUA
Armigeres subalbatus is the source of this 1612-nucleotide messenger RNA. RefSeq names its product uracil phosphoribosyltransferase homolog (gene kri). Gene Ontology annotation, molecular function: ribosylnicotinamide kinase activity. Lineage: Eukaryota; Metazoa; Arthropoda; Insecta; Diptera; Culicidae. Bases 514 to 1191 code for a protein of 225 amino acids. Gene Ontology annotation, cellular component: cytoplasm. The record is from RefSeq and is a predicted model, not a curated record. The transcript is spliced from 4 exons.